Mya arenaria is the source of this 3366-nucleotide messenger RNA. RefSeq lists its product as uncharacterized. Bases 54 to 2093 code for a protein of 679 amino acids. Gene Ontology annotation, molecular function: protein binding. Gene Ontology annotation, biological process: positive regulation of hippo signaling. The record is from RefSeq and is a predicted model, not a curated record. The transcript has 14 exons. Gene Ontology annotation, cellular component: plasma membrane; cell junction. Lineage: Eukaryota; Metazoa; Mollusca; Bivalvia; Myida; Myidae.
UUCAGUCGUUUUGACAAGUAAGAGAUUUUGGGCACAAUAACUAAUAAGUUGACAUGGACGGCCAAGCCAACAUGCUAGAGUUGGAUACAGAGACAGAUACUGAUCUCCAGGAGUUGGACUUUGGUGAGAUCAGACAACAACGGUUUGACAGAAAUAAACACUUUCUUGAGACCGUUGAUCCGGGUGCGGCUGCCAAGGUUUUUCCAAGGACAGAGGCGGAGAUAGCAGAAGACUCCUUCCUCAACCAUGAAGAGUAUGCUGCUAUACAUAUCCAGCGUCACUGGAGGGGCUUCAAGGGCAGACAAAUCUAUGUCAACAAAUUGUUCGAGAAAUAUGAAAAGGAUGAAGAGCAGCAACACAGGAGGGUUGUACAACAGAUGGAGGAGGGCGAUCUUCUCGUUGAAAAUCACCAACUCGAGGUUCUUCUUGAAGAUGGUGUCACAGUAAGGAGGAAUGCAAAACGUCGCCUCAUCUUCCAUGUUAUACAAAUACAGAGGGCUUGGAGGUCAUACCUAGAAAGAAAACACAGUAAAGGUCAAGGUCACUCUGCAGCUGGUAAUCAUGGUAAUAACCCAAAUUGUAUCCCAGCAACAGCUGUGAAUUCUAACAAUGAGAAAGACACAGAUGACCAACAAAGUGAUAAUGAUGAGGGGUUUAUGUUUAAUCCAUUAUUAGACAACACAGUAUGUGAAAGUGGUUGGGUUUUAUCGGAGAAUUCUAGUCGUGAAUCUUUUGAUAAUGUCAUUGGCAAUAAAGAUUUGUCUGGGAGAAAUAAAUGUCAAGGGAAUGAAGAUUUGUCACCUACUCAACAAAGAAAAAGACAUUUUCUGUUACAAGCACAUCAGUUCGCUGAAUUAAAGAAACAGAAUUCAAACGUGUUGCCAUUUAAUUUGCAUAUACACCUAAAUCAGGCAGAGAGUAUUACUUAUGAUAUUGACCAUUCAAGAAUGACAACAAUGGCACCAGAAAAUGAAAAACUAGUGCUACCUGAACACUGUGGGCCAUCACAAGAGAAAAACUUGUUAGAUUUUGAAAAUAGUACAGUUAAUGCAAAUGGUGUUGAAAGAACUAAGGGGAGUAAUUCAAAUCCUGAAAAUGUCUGUGAUAAGUCUAAGGGAGGUAACUACAAUUCAUAUAAGUGUGAAAAAUGUUCUAAGGGAGAGGACUGUGAUACAUGUGAUGAGGAGAGACCAUUUGAUGUGUACAAUAUAGAGACAGCCAUGCCAAACAUGGACUGGAAAACCUUAGAGGCAAAAUUACGCAUCGCCAGUGAGCAGGCAAAACUAAUCCAAGAGGCUCGUCGGAAUGACCGAGAGGAGAUUCGAAAAAAACUUGCUUUUGGUGGAGAGGAUGAUAGUUACGAUGAUAAUGAAGAUGAAGAGGCGGGAUUUUCCAAACCAAGGCUUCAAUCUCGGCUACACUCCGGACUGCAGAUAUGCUUUAUGAACGAGUCCCCUGGUGACACAGAUAACGAGGGAGUGUCGCCACGGCAACCAGAUAUCCAUGACAAUGCCAGACUCAUGGCAAAGGUCAGCAACCUAGUCGACUCUGAUAACAACUUGAGCACAGUUGAGGACCUAAACCAGUCUAGUACCCCACCCACCACCGCAACACAGAGCUGCAGUCCUCCGAGAUUAAAAGCAGGCGAUCUCCCUUCUCCAGCAGACGACUUCCAUUCUCGGCAAGAACGGCUCCAAAAUGAGGCUAAACUUGCACUUGCUCAGGCGGGGUCCAUGGCCCAUAUGCAACUGGAGAUCGAGAAACAGACGAAGAAAAAGUCUCCAAUUGCGGAAAUGGCUGGAAUACCGGGAUUGGGAGAGCGUAGAAGGAAGAAGCUGGCACCUAGACAGCUUCAACAGAUGAACCUCGCUCAAACACAGGUCCUCUACAAUGACCUACAGACUCAAAUUGAAAGUUUAAAUGAAGAUCUAGUACGACUACUUAUGGAGAGGGAUGAACUCCACAUGGAGCAGGACUCCAUGUUGGUCGAUAUAGAGGACCUAACCAGACAUGCAGAAGAGCUUGCAGACCGAGCAAAUCGACAAGCCAACGCAAAAUCCACUAGUUCAAAAGGGAAAAUGCCGGCCAGAUAGCAUACAGCCUGUGACAAAGUGGGAACACAUGGACCUAAACUUUAGGCUAGAGUGUACAAAUCCACUUCAAGCUUGAAUUUGAAAUUAUAGGUGUUGAAAAUUCUCAUCAUAAUGAGCGAUACUUAAAUGUUCACAUGAGCUUAUAAGUCAUCUAAUUCAAAUGUGGAACAGGUUUAAAGCUGCACUCUCACAGAUUGACUGUUUUGAUAAAAGAUCAGGGGUGGUAUUCAAUAUGUAAUUUAAGUCAAUCUUAUGGUCAUACAUGAUUGACUUCAUUCACUCUAUUGGUCAGUUAUAAAUAACAAGCAACCUGAUUAGCUACAUCGUUCUUAGAUCCAGUUAAGACCAGUAUAGAAUACCAGCCCUGAUCAUAGUUUUUCAUAUUUACAUUUGAAAAAUGAUAUUUAGGACUGAAAGUGUUACCAAUGCUUUAUUAAAAAUGAUUUUUUCAGCAGUUUUCAAACCACUGAGUUCUGUUCAAAUUGGAAUUACCUUAUAUGACUGAAUUGAAGGCAUUGAUACAAAAAUCAUCUGAUUCCGAGACAAAAACUAAUAAAAAGUCAAUACUGUCAAUCUGUGAGAGUGCAGCUAUAAAGCAGUGAUUUAUCUGACUGUUUUGUUUAAUAAUUAUUUAUUUUGAAGUCUUGUUUGAUACAAGAUCUAUUUAUCAUAUAAAAAUGAUAUGAAAUAUGAUAUGAUAUGAUUUAGAUACUAAAAAUUGAUAAUUAGAGGUAUGAAGGUAAAGAGUAACUAUUAACCAUUAAAUGUUAUUUAUUGAAAACCUUUUUCAAAAAUGUUCCUUUAUCCAUAACUCAUUACUUUUUCUGUUAAAGCUGGUAAAAUUGAGAUAUUUGAAGUUGACUUGUCAUAAAAAAAUUUUUUAGCUUUUAGCUUAAACAUUUUAUGGUAUCAUUAAAACUGAACCAAUACUGUUGUACUGUUUAUUGACCUUUGUUCAGAUAAUGUUUAAUGUUUAAAAGCCAGAUUUCACAGCAAUAUCACUUCAAAGAAUAUCAAUUUUAUGGAAAGUUUGAAUUGCAAUUUCUUUAUUUUGAAUAAAAAAAUGAAUUAUCCAAGCUAUUGCAACAGGCCAUAUUCACGAAAAGGACUAAAAAAUGUUAUUGUUACUCGUUGCAUCAUUUCAAGCAACACCAAAGCUAUUAUCAUUCUGAUAUUUUGCUUGUGCUUCCUUGAACAACCUGUGUGUCAUAUUUAUCUAAGGCCACUUUUAAUAAAUAGUUGGUAUGUGGUUCCCCAACUGACUCACGAACAU